AUGCUCACCUUGACACCANNAAAGACCUUCAAAGGCAGAUGUGUCAGCGAAGGCCACGCUUCCGGACUUUUACUAUACAGCCAAGUGCCACUCAGUUUCUGGGGCGGUGUCGAUCCCACUUCCGGCAUUGUUAUCGAUCAAAAUCAUCCCCUGGCUGGCAGCUCUCUAGCCGGCAAAAUACUCGCAAUACCCAGUGGUCGAGGAUCUUGCUCUGCAAGUGGUGUUCUCUUGGAACUUCUACUCAAUGGCAAUGCUCCAGCUGGCUUUGUAUUCGAACGCGAGGAACUCAUCUUGACUUUGGGAACCAUCAUUGCUGCGGAGUUCUUCGACAAGUCGGUUCCCAUUGUUCAGGUUGGAGCGGAUGAGUUUGUGGAGCUUGCGGGACAUGCUCUUGUGCAGAUUACCAAUGGCACACUGGAAGUCAAUCCAGCGACUAUAUCGAAUGUCGUGUCGAUCGACGAGAAAGCACCUUUAUCAGCCAUCAACUUUACAGAUCUUGAUCUUGCUAUGCUGAGAGGAGAACACGGUAAAGCCGUGCAAGUCGCCGCCAGAGUCGUGUCCAGAGUGGCAAACAUUCAAGGCGCAACAGAACUCAUAGAUAUCACGCAAGCCCAUAUCGACGGUUGCAUAUACACAGGACCCGCAACACUACUCUUCGCCCAACGGCUCUGUGACUGGGGUGCCAAAGUACGGAUACCAGCAACUUUGAACUCCAUCUCUAUCGAUCGACAAAGAUGGCGAGAUCAAGGUAUCGAUGCAGCAUUGGGAGAUCCCUCAGGGCUAUUGGCAGAUGCUUAUGUUGCACUGGGAGCAAAGCCGACAUACACUUGUGCUCCAUAUCUCUUGGACACGGCACCGAAAGAAGGAGAGCAAAUCAUGUGGGCAGAGUCGAAUGCAGUUGUCUACGCCAAUAGUGUUUUGGGUGCUAGAUCUAUCAAAUGUCCUGACUUUUUGGAUAUCUGUGUUGCAUUGACUGGAAGGGCUCCAAAUUCUGGUGCUCACAUCACUUCGCAUCGAAAACCACAAGUGAUCAUCGAUGUAGCGUCAGGUAUCGAUGGAGACGACUCGCUAUUUCCAGUACUUGGCUAUCUAGUGGGCGAGAUUGCUGCAAACCGUAUUCCCCUUGUCACCGGUCUCGAACAUAUGGUAGUCUGCAGGGACAACCUCAAGGCUUUUGGUGCAGCAUUCGCAACAACUUCGAGUGCGCCAAUGUUUCACAUCGCAGGCAUAACCCCCGAAACAAUCAGCCCAGCUCUCGAGCAGUGGAAGGUUACCACACCUAUCGUCAAGACAAACAAGCUUGAUCUUGCAAACGUAUGGUCAAGACUGGACAAAGCGACAGAAACGAAAAUUGACCUGAUCUCUCUCGGUAACCCUCAUUUCUCAUACGAAGAGCUAGCCAUGCUCUGUCGACACUGUGAGGGAAGGACUAGAUGUCCUGAUGUCGCGGUGAUCGUCACCUGCGGUCGUGACACUUACGCACGAGCUUGCAAAGAUGGAAUCAUGUCCAAGCUUGAGGAGUUUGGUGUACAGCCAGUGACGGAUACGUGUUGGUGUAUGAUUGGAGAGCCACUUAUCCAUCCUUCUGUACGCACAAUCAUGACCAACUCGGCCAAGUUCGCGCACUAUGGAGGUGGGUUGACAAAGAGAGAUAUGCGCUUUGCGAGUCUCGCAGGCUGUGUUGAAGCGGCUUGUGCUGGUGAGAGCAUCGAGGCCUUGCCCGUAUGGCUGUCUUGA
Messenger RNA from Aureobasidium uvarum, 1737 nucleotides. Lineage: Eukaryota; Fungi; Ascomycota; Dothideomycetes; Dothideales; Saccotheciaceae. The record is from the annotation of a GenBank genome assembly.